This is a messenger RNA of Diaporthe batatas, 3953 nucleotides long. RefSeq lists its product as uncharacterized. The record is from RefSeq and is a predicted model, not a curated record. NCBI's taxonomy places the organism in Eukaryota, Fungi, Ascomycota, Sordariomycetes, Diaporthales, Diaporthaceae. Gene Ontology annotation, biological process: DNA repair; DNA replication checkpoint signaling; replication fork arrest. The transcript has 3 exons. Gene Ontology annotation, cellular component: replication fork protection complex. Gene Ontology annotation, molecular function: DNA binding. Bases 130 to 3804 code for a protein of 1224 amino acids.
GCGUUUCCCAUUUACGCGCUCCAAAUCUUAGAUCCGGCCCUCCAAAGUCAACACCACCACAUACUGUCUCCGAAGGGUUCUGAUAUUGGUCACUACUGUGGCUCGGGGUCAGACCCACGGACAGCGACCAUGGAGUCUUCGAUUGACAGAGAAGAUGUGGUGCAUCCCGAAGUUCGGGCACAUAUCAACAGUCUCGUCUCGGCUCUUGGAGGAUUUGCCGACGAAGACGAUGGGGCACAUUACAGGCUAGGAGACGACGCUCUCGACGUCCUGCGCGACAUCAAGAAAUGGAUCCGAUUUUACGACGAAAGGCACAACCGCAUGGACGUUGCGCGAUGUAUAUCCGACGCAAACCUGGUCAGCGGAGACCUGAUGCACAUCCUAGCCCUUUGGAAAGAGAAUUGCAAGGACGAGAGAUACAAGUCCCGCUUAGCUCUCGCCUGUUACGAACUCUUGGCUCCCUUGACCUGGCCCAUCGAAAAGAACAAGGAGACCAUGACCGUCAACCACCACAGGCAUGUCCCGGUACUCGAGCUGGCACAGCUGAAAUACAAGCGCGAUAUUCUCAACUUCGACGGGGCACAGAUUCUGCAUACAGCAGUGCGUGUUGCCCUGCCCUCUAUGGCGAUGCCCAUCGGCGACAGGUCGCAAAGGGAUGUCGGGAUCAUUAAGCUUGUUCUCUACUUCUUGCGGAAUGUCGCCAUGAUCACGCCUCCUCCUGGGCUCAGUUUCGAUGGAGAUGAGACUCAGAUCUCCCGGUCGGCCCUCAUCGACGCCUUCUCGUACCAGGACAUCUUCCUCACUCUCCUGACUCUAGCAUCGAAUAUGGGCGAAGAGUUCAAGACUGAGGACGUCAUCGUUAUGGAGAUCAUUUUCCAUCUCAUCAAAAGGGUUGACGUCAAAAAGCUCUUCCUCAACGAGCAGGAACUCAUGAAGGCCAAGACGGACGAGCUGGCUGGUGCGAUGAAGAAGGAAGCAUCCAUGUUACGAUCAUACAGCCGCAAGGCUCCAACAAGACACAGUCGUUUUGGCACCAUGUUGUGGAUCCAGAAAUCAGACGGCAAAGUGUCCUCACUGUCGGGUCAAAGUGCGCUUGCAGAUGUGUCCAGUCGAGAGCGGAAAUUGGAUGAGACCAAAACAUUCCGACCCCCACGACGAGCAGCAAAGGAAAGCAUGGAGCCCAAGGACCUUGGUCCUCAGGUCAUAUUAAACGCGCGAGCGAAUAACCAACUGUGCGGAUUCGUGGAGGAAUUCCUGGAUUCCGGCUUCAACCCGCUGUUUUCACAGGUGCGCAAGACCCUAGAGAGAGAAGGCACAGAAGUAAUGCAGUACCAUGGUCAACAAUUCUUCUACACUGUUGCCUGGUUCCUGGAGGCCGAAAGAGCGAGACAACAAUCCAAGAAGGGCAAGACUUCUUCGGCCGACGAUCAAGUGAGCAGUUUUCAGCUGGUCGCAGGCGUGCUGAACCAAGAGAUGUUCAUCGCCCUGAAGCGGAAUCUACACAAAUCAUUCACCGAUGGCGACUGGCGCGAGCUGAACGCCGUUAUGCGAUGCUUCACGCAGAUUCUUCUCACGAUUCAGGAAAUGUUCGCAUCAGAGAAUGAGGAGGACCAAGAGAUCGCAGAGAACGCACUGAGCCGUCUGUUCUAUGAAGAGGUUACCCACGACACGAUCGUCAAUAUUGUGCGCGCAUACAAAGACCAAGGAUUUGACUAUUUGGAUGCGUGCACAGAACUCGUUCACACGUACAUGCGCGUCUUGGAGGCAUACUCCAAGGAGAACGUAGACAUGCAGGUCCGGUCCAAGAGGAGAACACGAAAGAAGAAGAAGGCCGCCGUCGCAGCUUCGCAGGACGGUGAGGCCAAUGGCAGCGAUGAGGAAGACGCAGGCUCUGCCGAUGAACAAGCAGCUGCCGAGAGGACGGCCCAAGAGCGCAAGUUCGAUUUCAAGAAGUUCGCCAAUCGAUUCGUCCCUCAAGGCGUCGUGGACACAUUUGUCAAAUUCACAAAGUACUACCGCGAUCUCGACGAGUCGCAGUUGAAGAGGGCCCAUCGAUACUUCUACCGGUUAGCUUUCAAGCAGGACAUGAGCGUCAUGCUCUUCCGUGUCGACAUCAUACAUCUGCUCUACAACAUGGUCAAGGGCCCUGAGCCUCUCGAUAAAUCCUCAGGGAUGUACAAGGACUGGGAAGAACUUGUGAAGCAGAUCCUGCGACGUUGUGUGAAGAAGAUUGAGGAGCGACCAGCAUUGAUCAUUGAAAUGCUGUUCUCCAAGAUUAACUCGACAGCAUACUACCUUGAGUAUGGUUACGACAAGCAGGUGCUGAGCAGUUCCACACCAAAGCCGGCCGCCGCCCUUGAGUUCCGUCGUCCAGACCUUACCUUGGCAGAGCAGGUAGCAACUGCUGUUGGCCUGCUGCUAGACAAGAAUGAGAGCGACCAAAUCGAAUGGGUCAAGAACCAGCUGGCAGCCUGCGAGGUCGUGCGUUCUGUCUGGGAAGCAGGCGAGAAAGCUAAGCUCAUGGUGGAGGAGCCUGAUGGCACAAUGACCCUGAGGGAAGAUUGGAAGAGCGCCAUGGCAGAACCUGAAUUCUUCACCCUCCGAGCCGACAACGAUGCUCGAAAAACGGCAAUUUUCAAGAAUCCUCGUUUGCGCCUGCUCAUGCAGGUUCUUGGUUUUGAGCGUUUGUCCUCGGCGCUAGAUGAGGAGAUCGGGUCAGCCUGGAUCAUAUCUUCGCGGCACUUCGCAGAGGACCUGGCGGAGUACAAGGCACUGAUCGACAAGGCCGAAUUCGACCCCCCAGCAUUCGACGACGGUGAGACCGCCGAGGACCAGGUCCGACGCAAGACCGCUCCGCGAAAGAAAGCCGUGUACGACGAUGAGAAUGACGACAUCGACGAUCUCCUCGACGACGGGGACGAGGCGCUCUUCCCAGCCAACCUCAAACCCAGCAAGCUCGUCGGCCCAGGGAACGAGAAACCGGCCAAGAAGCGCCGCCUCCGCCGCAAGGCCGACGGCGGGGAGGACGGCGGCCUGCCGACGGACGAAGAGGACGAGGAGCGCGCCGAGAGGGCGAAGAAGCGGCGCAAGCGCGACCUCGAGAAACAGCGCAAGAUCAAGUCUGCGCUCUACGUCAACCCCGACGAUGACGAGUCGGAUGCCGAGGCGGACGCGGACUUCUUUGCGCGCGAGGAGGCGAUCCGGCAGCGCGUCAAGAAGGCCCUCCAGUUCGCACCGACGGAUGCGGCGCAGCUCCAGGAGCCGGAGGUGACGCCGCAGGGGAUCGCGGACACCAUCAAGAGGCUGAUGGGCGACAGUGAUGCCGAGGAUGGCGAGAGUGACACGGCUGGCUCGCCGCGUGCGUCGCAGGGCAGCUCGGGCUCGAGAAAGAGGAAGUCUGACGCCCUGGGGGACGACGACGACGAAACCAGCCCGCCGGCCUCGAGGAGACGCGUCGCCAAGCCCAAGAAGACGAGGGGAGGUUUCCUGGCCGAUAGCAGCGACGAGGACGAGGACAUGGACGACGCGGAUCCAUCGUCGCCUGCCGGCGCGGCCAGUGCCGCCGGCGCGCAGGAGGACCACGACUCAGACAGCGAUCACAUGGAAACGGAUGAUACGCCGUUGUCGUCCAACCCCAAGGAGGAGGCGACUAACCAACGGCGGUCCCCGCUCAAGGAGAAGACAGCUAACACCCUGGCAAACCAAGAGUCGGACGAUGGGGAGGAUGACGACGUUCCUGUGGUCAGCAAGAGGCGCCCGAGGGUCAGGGGUGGCUUCGCGAUGGACAGCAGUGAUGAGGAGUAAUUGGUAGGAUUAGGGUAGCACCAUGCGUGGGAGUUUUGGAGUUUGCGGCUCACUGCUGCUGACAGUGCAGGGUUGGAUAAUCUAGUUGGGCAUCACAUACAUAUCUUUGAGUGAGAACAAAUUCAUAGCGAAUAAAAGUGAAUCAAUCG